AUCAAGCUUCCCUGCCUUACCUCGACUAGCAGAGCGUCUGAAUUCUGCUACAGAUCCCAAAUAGGAGUCAGCUUGUAAUGCAUUUGCCCACCAUCUCCCCAGUUGUGGUUGCUCUGAGGUUUUAGCCAUGGUGGGGGUUCUUAUUUUUUGUUAAGAUUUUUUUAGAAGAAUUUCUUUCCCUUGGAGGUUUUUUUUUUCUUUGCCUUUUUAAACCAUACUUUUCCCUGAAGACUGCAGAAUCUCCAGGACCAUCCCCAGGGGUCCUGCUUUGCACUCCUUCAGCAUAGCCGAAGGUCUCAUCCUCCCUCCCCACUGCAUUACAGACAUUUGCAGCUCAGCAUUAUUUUCUUCAGUUCUGCUCUUGCAGUCAGGCUGUUCCAAGCCUAACCAGGAAAAGGCAUUCAGCAGUAAGGCUUACUCGGUGCUUUAUCUGCCUUUUGUCUGGUUUGAUUUUUGUGGGUAGAUGACAGGAUUUUGUCAGGCUAGACAGGUCUCUAGCCAAGUGUCUCAAACAUGCCACUAAUUAUUAAAAAAAAUAAAGUAUGUCAACUGAAACUCAGAUGUUUGGUGUUCAUCCAAAUCUUCACGCAGAAAUACCCACACACAAGCAGAAAUUACUGCAGUUACAUAUUAAACUAAAUGUUCAUUUCAGUUUCACAGGAUUAUGAAUUGCUCCAUAAUCACAUCAGUGGGAACUAGGUGAGAAUUAAAUAUUCUUUCACAUGCAUUUUUGCCUGGAAAUCAUCAGGAACAAGAAGUCCCUGACCUCAUUUAAAACUGCGUGCCUUUGAUUACAUGUGAUUUAUCUGCACUGGCAUAUAACUGGCUGCUUUAACAAAGCAGUUGUCUCAAAUGUUGAUUACAUACCCUGAAAACAUGAUGAAGUCCUUGCCAAGUCUUCACAUACUGCUAUAGUUCUUGCUUUUGGGGGAUGGUAAUUAAUAAAUAUAAUAGGUUACCUUGGCCAUGGUGAUUAAACUUUAAAUGCAGGAUUUUAAAGGAAGGCCAGCUACUGAUAAAUACAAAUGCAUUGCUCAGGUUUUCAGAAAAUGUUACGGUCCCUUACUCAAAAAGAGUCUUCCAGUGGCUCUCCUCUUAGAUAUCAAAACACUGAAACACAUGCAAUUACUUGUCCUUUAUGGUAAUAGAAACAUUUCUCCUGUCAUCGAUUAAAAAUGUGUAUUUAGUCUUUAAUUUAAAUACAUAUGUUCCUUUUAUGGUCAGCAGAAAGAAAGAGAAACUGAAAAGCAUAAUCCAUCCUCUCUUAAAACAGACCACCGAGACAGCUCCUGGAGGAGUGUCGUUAGUUGUCCCACAACCCAACAUCAACGCAACAGUGGCACAAAACAUCCUCCUCUCAGUUGAAUACUUUUGCAGAGGCAUUGCCACCAUUGAGUGGAAGCAUGUGUCCAGCUGGGGCACCACCAAAAUUGUUGAGUGGAAAAGUGGGAAUUACGUCAACAUAUCCACGGUCUACAAGGACAGAGUGACUACUUUUGAAAAUGGCUCCAUACAGCUUCUGAAUGUGGGCAUGAGAGAUGCCGGCUACUAUUUUAUCACUGUAACAGAGGAGUAUGGAACCAACACCUAUGGCACCAUCAUAGUCAAUGUUUACGAGAUUAUCUAUGAGGAUUUACAUUUCGUAGCAGUUCUCUUUGCAUUUCUUGCUGCAGUAUCUGCCAUUUUGAUUUGCUUCAUGUGGCUGUGUAAUAAAUCUCUGCAUCUAUUUCAGAAGAAGACGACAAACAAACUGACAGCGAGUACAACUGAAGAGAUUGAAUUGGAAACCAUUGAGUGUUAGCCAAGGACUGUCUCAUAACAAAAAUAACAAUUCUACCUCAGGAGAAAGUAUUGGCAAAGAAAGCAAGAAGAAACUAAAAGGUAAAAACGUUUGUGACUACUGUAGAAACAUCCUGACAUGCAAACUAAUUAGACAUUAAAUCAGCAGUGUCUGAUGGAGCUGUUUUGACCUGUUAAGUUUUUGACUCUGCUAGCUAAGGUCAAAGUAAAAAAAAAAAAAAAAAAAAAAAGUAUGCUUUCUUGCUGAGCACGAACGCAUUUUUGUGGCUAAUUAAUAAAAUCUACAGCCUCUUCCACUCUUAAAAAAACAACCAACCAACCAAGCCUGUAAGAUCAACCCAUAAAGGAAAUUAUCAUGGUCUUGAAGGACACCUGUAUUUUGGCUAUAGCAAGUCUACUAUUACAGACAGAACAGCCAUUAGUAUCCUUCAACAUAAUAAAUUUAAUGCCUAAUUACGGUAUUAAAUUAAAAAAAUUAAUUGCAAGGAUUGAAUCCUGCUUAUUGCGCCUAUGCUGCUACUUUUGGAUGUAAGGAACGUCCUGAAGCUCUGAAGACAAACUGCAAUUCUUCAUGAGACAAAAGUGACUUUGAAACAAUGCCAAAGCGUUCAAAGUUCCCCCACUUACGUUUCCAAAUGUUUACACUGCCCCAGGAUAUUAACACACAUUUUAUGACAUUGCUAGAGAAGGUUGUUAAACAAGGAAUCAUGUACAGGCACUGAAAAGGACCCUGUCUGUAACGAUUAGAGGGGUCAGAUAAAAUACACAUUGUACCAGUGGGAUGGCAAAAUACUAAACAGUUUUAUUGUGAAAGAUGUCAAGUCCUUGGCAAAAGUAGCCCACUGAUGAAGUCUGUCUGAGAAGGAAAGUUAAAAACAGCAUUACUUUGACACUCAGUAUUUACAAGUACAGUUCUGAAAUUGCUGUUAUAGAGAAGCCACCUUUGCUCUCCUGCGUUGUAAGAAAACACAAAGCGAUCUAAUGUUUUCUUGAACCUUCAUAUUGCACUUACAUUGUCCACCUGCAGAUCUGCAGGGUGAAAUAAUAUUUGCUUUUGUGAGUGAGAAAGCACUGAACUGACAACACUUUAAAAUUAUCCUGUGCUGCUUUUGUAACGAAUUUUGCAGUAUGAAAUAAACUUUGAACAUGUAAGAGACCA
Messenger RNA from Falco peregrinus (peregrine falcon), 2959 nucleotides. It is a transcript of the gene VSTM5, whose product is annotated as V-set and transmembrane domain containing 5. Gene Ontology annotation, cellular component: dendrite; axon; plasma membrane. The transcript is spliced from 4 exons. Bases 1139 to 1801 code for a protein of 220 amino acids. Gene Ontology annotation, biological process: positive regulation of excitatory synapse assembly; filopodium assembly. NCBI's taxonomy places the organism in Eukaryota, Metazoa, Chordata, Aves, Falconiformes, Falconidae. The record is from RefSeq and is a predicted model, not a curated record.